Messenger RNA from Ictalurus punctatus (channel catfish), 7507 nucleotides. Its product is annotated as NACHT, LRR and PYD domains-containing protein 12. The record is from RefSeq and is a predicted model, not a curated record. The coding region runs from base 248 to 3226 and encodes 992 amino acids. Gene Ontology annotation, molecular function: protein binding. NCBI's taxonomy places the organism in Eukaryota, Metazoa, Chordata, Actinopteri, Siluriformes, Ictaluridae. The transcript has 11 exons.
ACACAUACACAUACACACACACACACACACACACACACACACACACACACACACCAAGGCCCUUCCUGCUCUGCAGAAUAAACCAGAUAAACCAGUUAGACGGUGUCAGUAAAAGUAAAACUAGGCAGCUCCAUUUUGUGUCGAGGGGAAAAUAAACCAUUUCAGGAGUAAAAACACAGGUUUGAUUUAACACACCGAUGUUGGAGUGAAGUAAACGUGUGUCCUGCUGUAAUCUGGAGAAGGAGACAUGACCUCCAACAUAAGUGUGUCUGGAGAACAGGACUUAAAGAAAGAUGAGAGAAUGAUGCAGGGAAAGAGAUCAGACUCACCAGAACCCAGCUGUGUGUCCAUGAAGAGUGACACAUCAAUGGGUAUUCCAAAUAACUUCAGAGACGGAGCCAGUUCUCCUGAUGUGAGACCACAAAAGAAGAAAUCAAACAUCAGCAGAAAUCAGCUGGACUCCAUAUUCAAGGAGCUGGAACACAAAGUCAUCACUCUGAUAAAGAACGAGCUGAAGAGGUUUAGGAAGCUCCUGAGUCCAGAUUACCCAGCAUGCCCUGAGAGGGAGGUGGAGAAUGAGGAAGAUCUGCACAGUGUCAGAGAGGGAGCGCUGAAGAUCACACUGCACGUCCUGAAGAACAUGAACCACACAGAUCUCGCUAACACACUGCACAACAAGUCUGUGGCCUCUGUGUAUCAGCCAAAGCUGAAAUCCAACCUGAGAGAGAAGUUUAAAACAAUUAAUGAAGGAAUAUCACAGCAUGGAAGCUCAGCACUUCUUAAUGAGAUCUAUACAGAGCUCUACAUCACAGAGGGUUGGAGUGGAGACGUCAAUAAUGAACAUGAGGUGAGACAGAUUGAGACAGCGUCCAGGAGACCAGCAACACAGGAGAAACCCAUCAAAUGUAACGAGCUCUUUAAAGACAAGUCCAUCAGAAGAGUGCUGACUAAAGGAGUUGCUGGAAUUGGAAAAACAGUCUCUGUGCAGAAGUUCAUUCUGGACUGGGCUGAAGGAAAAGCAAAUCAGGACGUCACCUUCAUGUUUCCACUUCCCUUUCGAGAGCUGAAUCUGAUGAAGCAGAGAAAUCUCAGUCUGAUGGAGCUUCUUCAUCACUUUUUCCCAGAAAUGAGAAAACUAGAAUUACUAGACUCCUACACAGUGGUGUUGAUCUUUGAUGGUCUGGAUGAGUGUCGACUUCCUCUAAAUUUCCAGAAGAAUGAGAGAUUGUGUGAUGUGACAGAGUCAGCCUCGGUGGAUGUGCUGCUGACAAACCUCAUCAAGGGGAAUGUGCUUCCCUCUGCUCUCCUCUGGAUAACCUCUCGACCAGGAGCAGCCAAUCAGAUCCCUCCUGAGUGUGUAGACCAGGUAACAGAGGUACGAGGCUUCAGUGAUCCUCAGAAAGAGGAGUACUUCAGGAAGAGGAUCAGUGAUCAGAGCCUGGCCAAUAAAAUCAUCACACGCAUGAAGUCUUCAAGAAGCCUCUACAUCAUGUGCCACAUCCCGGUCUUCUGCUGGAUCUCAGCCACUGUUCUAGAGAGAAUGUUGGGUGAAGCAGAGAGUGGAGAGGUCCCCAAGACUCUAACUCAAAUGUUCACACACUUCCUGAUCUUUCAGAUCAAACACAACGACCAAAUGUACUAUCAGAAAUGUGACCCUGAUCCUCAGCAGACCAGAGAGAGUAUCCUGGCACUGGGGAAACUGGCUUUCCAACAGCUGGAGAAAGGAAACCUGAUCUUCUAUGAGGAAGACCUGAGAGAGUGUGGCAUUGAUGUUGGAGAAGUUGCAGUGUACUCAGGAGUGUGUACCCAAAUCUUCAGAGAGGAGUUUGGGCUUCACCUGGGGAAGGUGUUCAGCUUUGUACAUCUGAGUGUUCAGGAGUUUCUGGCUGCUUUAUACACAUUUCUCCACUAUAUUUUUAGAAAGACAAAUGUGUUAGUGGAGCAACGCACUGGACUUUUCCAUUUCUUCAGCAAGUCAAUCAUGUCUGAUUUCCUCAGGAGUGCAGUGGACAAGGCCUUACAGUGUGAGAAUGGACACCUGGACCUGUUCCUCCGCUUCCUUCUGGGUCUCUCACUGGAGUCCAAUCAGGCUCUCUUACAAGGCUUAAUGCCACAGACAGGAAGCAGCUCUCAAAGCAAACAGGAAACAGUCGAGUACAUCAAGGAGAAGAUCAGGGAGAAUCCGUCUCCAGAGAAAUCCAUCAAUCUGUUCCACUGUCUGAAUGAACUGAAUGAUCAUUCUCUAGUGCAGGAAGUACAGACUUACCUGAACAGAGAAGGUAACAGUCGUCUCAGUGGAACCAGACUCUCUCCUGCUCAGUGGUCAGCUCUGGUGUUUGUGUUACUGAACUCAGAUCAGGAGCUGGAUGAGUUUGAUUUGAGGAAAUAUGACCCAUCAGAGGAAUGUUUUCUGAAGCUGCUGCCAGUGGUCAAAGCCUCCAGAAAAGCUGUGCUGUGUUGGUGUAAUCUGACAGAGGAAAGCUGUAGAGUUCUGUCCUCAGUUCUCAGCUCAAACUCCUCCAGACUGAGAGAACUGGACCUGAGUAAGAAUAACCUGCAGGAUUCAGGAGUGAAGCUGCUCUCUGCUGGACUGGAGAAUCCACACUGUACACUGGAAACACUGAGGCUGUGGGCGUGUAAUCUGACAGAGGAAAGCUGUAGAGUUCUGUCCUCAGUUCUCAGCUCAAACUCCUCCAGACUGAAAGAACUGGACCUGAGUUACAAUAACCUGCAGGAUUCAGGAGUGAAGCUGCUCUCUACUGGACUGGAGAAUCCACACUGUACACUGGAGAUACUGAGGCUGUGGAGGUGUAAUCUGACAGAGGAAAGCUGUAGAUUUCUGUCCUCAGUUCUCAGCUCAAAGUCCUCCAGACUGAGAGAACUGAACCUGAGUGACAAUAAACUGCAGGAUUCAGGAGUGAAGCUGCUCUCUGCUGGACUGGAGAAUCCACACUGUACACUGGAGAUACUGUGGAUGAAUUAUUGCAGUAUUACAGAUGAAGGUUGUGCUGCUCUGGCUUCAGCUCUGAGGUCAAACUCCUCAUCACACCUGAGAGAACUGAAUCUGAAGGGUAAUAAUCCAGGAGAAUCAGGAGUGAACCUGCUCUCCUGCUCUCUGAAGGAUCCACACUGUAAACUGGAGACAUUAUACAUUAAGGAUAACAAACUCACCAGAGACAGGAGUCUCACCUCAAACCUCUUCUCCAGGAUAAAGCAGUUUUGGUGAAGAGUUAGAACCCGUCCCACAUUUCCAGCAAUUUGGGAGCUGAAUCAUUAAACUUAAAGGGACAGAGCAGAUACAAAGUCAAGAACUGGCAGAAGGUCAUACACAGGAGAAAUCAACACACGUAACGAAAUAUCUGCUGUACAAUGCAACGGCAAAGAUCUGUCCCGGGGAUGGAGACUGACGAGGCUUAAGUACACGUCCGGAAAUCUACAGCCAACUAAUUCCAAAGCACGAGGCAGGAGCAGGCAUGUUAAUGGUAAAUGGUCUACACUCAUAUAGCGCUUUUUUAAUCUUAGUGGUUCCAAAGCGCUUUACACUGUUUCACAUUCAUGAGGUUUGUGCCAAAGAGUAGAUGUGAAAAUACAGUGGAAAAUUUCCCUUGCAACCUGCCAACCUUUGCUGUGUCAUGAACACAGUGUCGUGGGAAACCCAGGAGAUGAUUCAGAAAAGUGCCUAUGCAACAGUGAGUGUUCAGGAUGCAUGGAGGCACUGGUUCUGUACAUAGUGUUACAUGAAAUAAGACCAGAAAUAACACAAGUCAAUACCCUCGUGCACAUCUCUCUAAUGGCCUGAUGAGGUCCAUGUCAAUUCUUUCAACUGGGACCUUGAAUAAAAGCAAUGGACGCAAUGGUGCUAUUGGGGUGGCCAGUGGAUUUGCAGCUGAAAUUAGUAGCCUGUAACAAUUGCUUCCACAGCUUCUUUUUGAUGCUCCAGUCGGCUUAACACUACCCAUAUGAGUUGAUGUUUGGCUAAAAACCUAAGCUACCAGUGGACAGUUUGCUUGAUGGUAGUGAAGAAGGGAAAGGAGAUGGUGCUCAUUCAGAUUGGGUGGCCCAACACCAAAAGUAUUUGACCUCCAUUUAUACCAGUUCCUGAAGGCACUUGGUCAUUCACCGUAGGAACAAUUUCCCAGACUCAGGAGCAGUUCUACCCCCUGGCACUUUAGUGUAUUGUAAGAAUCACUUUCAUGGUUGCCGUAAGAUUCAGGAUGUCUGGCGCUCCACUAUGUUUGAGAUUGUGACGUACAUUGGUGAAGUGGGAAUGCUGUAUAAGAUCAGACCACAUGGAGAAGAUGGCCCCAUUAAAACUGUCCAUUGCUUAGAAUUUAAGCCUGUUCUUAGCUGGCAACAAUAUGCCAGGUAAACCAAAGGGUCAGGUCUACUGCCCCUUUCUAGCCCCAGGAGUGAGUAGAGCCAGAAGGACCUAGAAUUGGAGAUUAUUCACAUAAGAGAGAGAAUUGGUUUGUAUAUUAUGUAAGCUACUAAAAAUCAUUAAUUGGAUCUGACAGGUCUAGGUCAAAGGUCAUCAUCACCCGUCAUUUUCUAAUUAGAUGUCGUUAACAGUCAUCAUCUUCAAUCCUAAUCAUGUUGAGAGUUGUAUAUCAAAUAUAAUGUUACAUACAUUUUGCACUUAUGGUCUGCACUUCUAUCAAGUAAUCAUAUUAUGUUGAGACAUGUACACAUAUGGUCUGCACUUAGACAAAGGAAUCAUAUUAUGUUGAGAGAAUCACGCCAAAGAUAAUAUUACAUUUGGUUUACAUUUAUAUCAUUAGCAACCGUCAUUAUCUUAACAGAUGUAGGUCAUCAAUAACCGUCAUUAUCUUAUAACAGAUGUAGGUCAUCACCAACCGUCAUUUUCUGAACAGGUGUUGUUAAAAAUGGAUAAUCGUUUAUAUAAUAAAGGUUUGUUGUAAUCUGUUGCCUUCCCCCCCCACACACACACACACGUUCUUUGACAUAGAUCAAUACAUUCAAGUGCAUUCUACACGUACAUACAUGCACACUCUAAAAACAAAUGUUUAGGCUCAACAACAAGAAGAAAAACAUGACAACUUCUAAUGAAUUACGACAACUUUUAAUGAAACCAACAAAUUACACUGAGUUAGAGAAAUGACCUUUUCCUCUACAAUCAAAUGUAUUUUCAAAUAACACUUAAUAAAUUGUAUAAUAAACAUAAGUUUUUAUGUUGAUUACUCAUAAAAAUUAAGUUGUUCCACCUAGUUUGUUCACAUUAUUUAAAAGGAAGUGUUAUGUACUUAAUUACCAUAAUUAUGAACACAAGUUUUUAAUUUAACAAUCAUUUUUAAAGUUCCAUUGCUCCAAUUAGAUUUUCUCCAGUAGAAUACAGUCUUUUAAACCAGGAGAAAUUACUAACUUCAAGUUGUAUAACAAUAGUAUUAAAAUCAAGUGUAACUUACAAUACAAAUCUCAUACGUAACAUCUCUGCAGGUUUUAUAGACAUAAUUUUUAUAGCACUGAAUGAAAUGAGCAAUAUAGACAAAAAAGAAACACUCUGCGUCUACUACUUUUAUCUCUCUCAUAGAGCUAUCCACAGUCCGAAGGCUGCUAAUUCUGCUCAAAGAGCAAACUGACUACAAUGGAGCUAGGAGGCUACAGUGGCAAGAAAAAGUAUGUGAACCUUUUGGAAAUUCAUGGUUUUCUAAAUAAAUUUGUCAUAAAAUGUGAUCUGAUCUUCAUCUAAGUAAAGGGUAUUGACAAAUAUAAUGUGUCUAAAAUAAUAACACAAACUAUAUUCUGAUAUUAUAUUUCUUUAUUGAGAACAACCCCAAAAAAAGUAUGUGAACCCUUGAGUUAAUGACCUCAAAAAAGCUUUGAGUUUUUUUAGACAAAGUUUUUUUUGCACACCUGGAGUCUCCUUGAGAAAAUGAGUUUGGAGGUGUGGACUACAGCUACUUUGACUGAUAAAGCACAUGCUUAUGUGAGCUAUGCCUUGCCAAAAAGAGCUUUCAGAGGAUCUACGAUGAAGAACUGUUGAUUUACAUAAAGCUGGCAAGGGUUACAAAGUGAUUUCAAAGACAUUAGAAAUUCACCAGUCUACAGUCUGGCAAACAUUCUACAAAUGGAGACACUUUGGGACUGUUCCUACUCUGCCAAGAAGUGGGCGCCCAGUAAAAAUGACACCAAGAGCACAACGAAGACUCAUCAAUGAGGUAAAGAAACAACCCUGAAUGACAGCCAAGAUUUGAAGGCAUCAUUUGAACUGGCUAACAUCUCUGUUCAUGAGUCUACAAUAUAUCUACGGCAGGACACCACGAAGUAAGCCACUGCUUACUAAAAAGAACAUUGUUGCACACCUGAAGUUUGCAAAAGAACACAUUGACACUCCACAGAGGUAUUGGUAAAAUGUUUUGUGGACUGAUGAAACUAAGAUUGAACUAUUUGGAAAAAACCACACAGCACUACAUCUGGCGUAGAAAGGGCACGGCAUAUCAUCAUGAAAACAUCAUCCCAACCGUAAAGUAUGGUGGAGGAAACAUCAUGAUUUGGGCCUGCUUUGCUGCAUCAGGGUCUGGCCAGCUUGCAAUCAUUGAGGGGAAGAUGAAUUCCCAAGUAUAUCAAACAAUUCUUCAGGAUAAUGUGAGAAUGCCUGUAUAUCAGCUAAAACUGUGUAGAAGUUGGGUGAUGCAACAGGACAGAGAAACAAAGGUCAGAAAAACAAAAUCCGCCUUUUGGAAUGGCCAAGUCAGAGCCCAGACCUCUACCCUAUAAAGAUGCUAUGGAAUGACUUGAAGAAAGCCAUAGACAUGAGAUGUCCAAAGAAUUUGACCGAGCUAAAGCAGUUCUGCCAGGAAGAACGGGCUAAAAUUCCUCCUGAACGAUGUGCAGGUCUGAUCCACAGCUACAGGAAGUGCCUGGUUGAGGUUAUUGCUGCCGGGGGGGUCAACCAGUUAUUAAUUCUAAGGGUUCACUUACUUUUUCCACUGCCAUUUUGAAUGUUGAAUGAGUGUGUUCAAUAAAGACAUGAAAUAUCAGAAUUUUUUUGUGUUAUUUUUUUUAUGCACAUUAUAUUUGUGAAUACCCCUGACUUAGAUGAAGAUCAGAUCACAUUUUAUGACAAAUUUAUUCAGAAAACCAUGAAAUUCCAAAGGGUUCACAUAUUUUUUCUUGCCACUGUAUAUGUGUGAAUGACAAAAGAUUUUUUAUUUCUUUAAAUGUGUCUGUUGGAAAAUCUCUAUUUUCUAUUCCCCUAGAUAUGUAUAAGUAUGUUUAGGUUAUAGUUUAAUUUCUGUCUCAUGAACUUUCCAGAACCUGUCUGAUGUGUGCAUGUCAGUAAACAUGUCACCAUAGGAACUUUCUAUGAGAACCAUACCAUAUGUGAUCAGAAACCUGUACGUUCUUGUAUUGCCUAAGAUGUUUUUCACGUACGUGGCCAGACAAUUUAACUUCCAUAUUAUUUCCACACAUUAGUGCACCUAUGCAUGGCUAUUUAUACCUAUAUAAACCUCAGUAAAAUCUGCAAUAAACCUGACAUCUCUCUGAA